AUGCAUCGGCCAGUCGCUCGUUUGGCCAAAUACGGGGGCUUUGCCCUGGCUGAAUUGCCUCCGCCAUACCUGGCACCCUCCCUCCAUUUCACGCCUCGAUUCCAAUCCUCGAGCUUCUCCACGACUCCCGUUGCCGCUGCCCGAGAGCGAGGACGCGACUUGAACCGAACCCGAGCUGUAUCAGCCAUUCAUCGCACUGGCCCACGAUUCAAACUUGGCGUUUCCAAGUACCCAUUGCCGAAACCUGUGUCCUCUGAGAACCUGCCUCCCCGGCCCAAGAAUCCCGACCAUGGACUUUGGGGAUUCUUCCCUCCAUCGCGUGAGGCCAUCAGUGUCCCGGAAUUCGACAUGGCCCACGGUCGCUCAUGGGCUGUUACCGAACUCCGCGACAAGAGCUGGGACGAUCUUCACAAACUUUGGUGGGUCUGCAUUAAGGAACGCAACCGUAUCGCUACCUCGAACAUGGAGAGAGACCGUCUGAAGGCUGGAUACGGAGAGCACGAAGCUGAUGGCCGGGACAAGACUAUCGUGAUUACCAUGAAGAGCAUCAAACAUGUGUUGCGUGAGCGCUGGUACGCUUGGGAAGAGGCACAGCGUCUGUAUGAGCAGGGAGCUCGCCCGGAGUAUGAAGAUGUCAUGGAGGCCCCUGAGGCUGACGAGGUUCAAGCCUCCAAGCCUUAA
Penicillium longicatenatum is the source of this 681-nucleotide messenger RNA. It is a transcript of the gene mrpl4, whose product is annotated as mitochondrial 54S ribosomal protein uL29m. The transcript has 3 exons. The record is from RefSeq and is a predicted model, not a curated record. NCBI's taxonomy places the organism in Eukaryota, Fungi, Ascomycota, Eurotiomycetes, Eurotiales, Aspergillaceae. Gene Ontology annotation, molecular function: structural constituent of ribosome. Gene Ontology annotation, cellular component: mitochondrial large ribosomal subunit; mitochondrial ribosome. Gene Ontology annotation, biological process: mitochondrial translation. Bases 1 to 681 code for a protein of 226 amino acids.